AUGUCAUCUGAUUUCAUUCCAAACCUUGCCAACGAAGCUGUUCUGAAGGCUUCUGACCCAGUUCCAGAGGGUGCAGAAUUUGUCCACGGAAUCGACUAUUCCAAGCCAAGCAGUCGUAAUGCUACCGCCAAAGAUAUUGUGGAAGGCAUGAAGAACAUGGGGUGUCAGGCAAGCUCUUUGGCCAAGGCGUGCGAGAUCAUCGAAGACAUGCGUGCAUGGAGAGGUAAGCACAUUGACGACUUGGAAGAACACGAACGCAAGGGCCAGUUUGAUGAGAACGGAUACCAAAAGACCACCAUUUUCAUGGGUUACACUUCAAACUUGAUUUCCUCCGGCCUAAGAGACACUUUAAGAUUCUUGGUGCAGCACAAGAUGGUUGAUGCGAUUGUUUCCACUGCCGGUGGUAUCGAGGAAGACAUCAUUAAGUGUCUUGCACCUACCUACAUGGGCUCGUUCUCUGCCCCUGGUAAGCAGUUGCGUGACAAGGGUAUGAACAGAAUUGGUAACAUGGUUGUCCCUAACGAUAACUAUUGUAAGUUUGAGGAAUGGAUGGUCCCAUUGUUAGAUGUCAUGCUCGAGGAGCAGACUGCCUUUGCCGAGAAGGAGCAGGCUUCUGCUUUAGAUGCAGGAUUACCAUUCUGGACCCCAAGCAAAUUCAUCGACAGGUUGGGUAAGGAGAUCAACGACGAGAGCUCUGUUUUGUACUGGUGCCACAAGAACCAGAUUCCAAUUUUCUGUCCAGCAUUGACGGACGGUUCCAUUGGUGACAUGUUGUUCUUCCACACCUUCCGUGCCAGUCCUAAGCAGAUCAGAUUGGACAUUGUCGAGGACAUCCGUAAGAUCAACUCGAUGUCGAUGAACGCGUACAAGGCCGGUAUGCUUAUUUUGGGUGGUGGUUUAAUCAAGCACCACAUUGCGAACGCCUGUUUGAUGAGAAACGGUGCCGACUAUGCCGUCUACAUCAACACGGGUCAGGAGUUCGACUGUUCCGACGCCGGCGCAAGACCGGACGAAGCGGUCUCCUGGGGUAAGAUCAAGGCCGAAGCCAAGAGCGUCAAAGUGUACAGUGAUGUCACUCUUGUUUUCCCAUUGAUCGUUGCUGCCACCUUUGCAGCCAAAUAA
Molecule: messenger RNA, 1122 nt
Organism: Pichia membranifaciens NRRL Y-2026
Lineage: Eukaryota; Fungi; Ascomycota; Pichiomycetes; Pichiales; Pichiaceae
Exons: 1
Coding region: 1-1122 (373 amino acids)
Biological process (GO): peptidyl-hypusine biosynthetic process
Cellular component (GO): cytoplasm
Molecular function (GO): deoxyhypusine synthase activity
Source: RefSeq, a predicted model, not a curated record